Tinamus guttatus (white-throated tinamou) is the source of this 796-nucleotide messenger RNA. The record is from RefSeq and is a predicted model, not a curated record. NCBI's taxonomy places the organism in Eukaryota, Metazoa, Chordata, Aves, Tinamiformes, Tinamidae.
AAUUGGAAUAUGGCAACUCAUAUGAAAUAGAAUAUAUGGAGAAAAUAGGCUCCUCUGUGCCUGAUGACAGCACCCCGAAAAAACAAUCUUUGUACUUGAUGUUUGACGCCCAGCAAGAGAGCCCGGUCAAGUCGCCUCCCAUGAGGCUGUCGGAUUCCACAACGCCGUGCUCAGGGUCAAGUUUUGAAGACCCUGAGACCCAGCAACCCUCUGGGAUGAAAAUCCAACAUCCGGCCUCCCGAGUGCUUGCUGCCAGUCAAGAGGCACACUUACAGUCCCCGGACAAAUCCAAGCAGAAGGACCUCGAGCCCAUGACUCUAGGAACAGUUUCAGAGACCAUUGAAAUAACAUCUCCUGAGGACUCCUUUGUCUCUGCGGACGCCCUUCUCAAUAGGAUAUCUAAGAAAACUGCAAUAUGUGAUCAGCCUGAAUAUCUAGAUCCUGACUUAGCGGAAAAGAACCCUCCAGUAUUUGCUCAGAAACUUCAGAGAGAACCUGCCAUCCCAGCAGAUGUUUCCAUCUCUAAAAGUGCACUGUACUCCCGGAUCGGCACCUCGGAGGCAGAGAGCACCCCGGGUCUUCUCUACCCACAUGAUGAGGAAAGGGGGCAAAAAGGAGUGCAUGAGUAUGAGAUUUUGUGGAUACUCAGCUCUGCAUCUGAAUGCAAAAACAGCAGAUCUCCUUGCAGGUCAAACCAGGAGAGCUUAUUCAAGAACCAUAUUGUGACCAAGGAAAGAGAAGUAGCUGAGUGGAAGGAGAAAUACGAAGAAAGCAGAAGGGAAGUGAUGGAAAUGAG